UUCAUCCAACAACAACUAACAAAGAAACAGUUCAAAGAAAACAUGGCAACUACUUCCACACAAUACAUGGAAAACUUCCACUACUCAAGAAGACUACUCCUGGAGGCCGCCAUGGCUCCGCCUCCGGCAGCAGCCGGAAUCAGCCACAAACCAAUUGGACACAACAACAACACAAUUGAUGCAAAUGUUAUAAUGGUGUUGGCAGUACUUGUAUGUGCCUUAAUUUGUUCACUUGUCUUGAACUCCAUCAUAAAGUGUGCAUUUAAGUGCUCCAGCCUAAUAUUGGCAGACUCAUCCUUAAACCAUACAAAUAACCCUUCUUCACCAAAGCUAGCCAAUAAAGGGAUCAAGAAGAAAGCACUCAAGACAUUCCCAGUUAUAACAUACACUACUGAAUUGAAACAUCCAGGGCUUGGCACUGAGUGUGUCAUUUGCUUAUUUGAAUUUGGAGUUGGAGAGAAAGUUAAGGUUCUCCCAAAGUGCAACCAUGGUUUCCACGUCAAGUGUAUUGAUAAAUGGCUCAAUUCACACUCUUCUUGUCCUACUUGCAGGCACUGCCUCAUUGAGACUUGUCAAAAAAUUGUUAACGGCGUCAAUUCUUCUGGUAAUACUUCAUCAGCAGCAGCUCCAGUACAAGAAAUUAUGAUAAGUAUUGAACCUCUUCAACGUGAAGGUGUUAUAUCUAACAAUCAAAAUUAGAUAGAAAAAUAGGAGUAGUAUGUAGACCUUAGUUGAUUGGUAUGUAUCGAACACACUCAAUUCGAUUAGAAGCUUAGCGAGCUAGCAUGAGGCCAAACGCCAGUGUAGUUUUCUAAUGAUUCAUUACUCUUGCAAGUGUAUAUAAAAAUUAAAUUUUAUUUC
Molecule: messenger RNA, 861 nt
Organism: Lycium ferocissimum
Lineage: Eukaryota; Viridiplantae; Streptophyta; Magnoliopsida; Solanales; Solanaceae
Product: RING-H2 finger protein ATL78-like
Exons: 1
Coding region: 43-699 (218 amino acids)
Biological process (GO): protein ubiquitination
Molecular function (GO): transferase activity
Source: RefSeq, a predicted model, not a curated record